Molecule: messenger RNA, 5746 nt
Organism: Ahaetulla prasina
Lineage: Eukaryota; Metazoa; Chordata; Lepidosauria; Squamata; Colubridae
Gene: EMSY
Product: EMSY transcriptional repressor, BRCA2 interacting
Exons: 23
Coding region: 183-4214 (1343 amino acids)
Biological process (GO): regulation of DNA-templated transcription
Cellular component (GO): nucleoplasm
Source: RefSeq, a predicted model, not a curated record
AGUUUAGGCGAACUGGUAGCGGCGGUGGCACGUGGUUUGGCGAACCGGUAGCAGCAGCGGCUCGAAGCUCCGCCCACCCACUCAGACAUUGUUAUUACCUGUUUUUGACCCUCUGCGCACACACUUUUGAAGCGGUAGGGAAGGGAGGCUGAGCUCUGCGGGAGCCGACUGACGGAGGAACGAUGCCGGUGGUGUGGCCAACACUUCUGGACCUCAGCAGGGAUGAAUGCAAAAGGGUGCUCCGCAAAUUGGAACUGGAAGCCUACGCCGGAGUGAUCAGUGCCUUGAGGGCCCAGGGAGAUCUGACCAAGGAGAAGCGGGAUCUUCUGGGGGAACUUUCCAGAGUGCUGAGCAUUUCAACGGAAAGACACCGGGCGGAAGUUCGGAGGGCGGUCAACGAUGAACGCCUGACAACCAUCGCACAUAACAUGUCAGGGCCGAACAGCUCUUCAGAGUGGUCCAUCGAAGGCCGCCGGUUGGUUCCUCUGAUGCCCCGGUUGGUUCCACAAACAGCCUUCACCGUCACGGCCAACGCGGUGGCCAACGCAGCUCUCCAGCACAACGCGUCUCUCCCUUCCCCUGCAGAAACAGGAAGCAAAGAAGGUGAGGUAGUGGUUUGUUACUCCUACACAACUACUACCUCUACCCCGACGUCCACUCCCGUACCGAGCGGUAGCGUUGCAACGGUUAAGUCCCCCAGACCUGCCAGCCCAGCUUCCAACGUUGUCGUUCUCCCAAGCGGAAGUGCCGUUUACGUUAAAAGCGUGAGUUGUUCGGAUGAGGACGAGAAGCCCCGCAAGAGGCGGCGCACCAACUCUUCCAGCUCCUCCCCGGUGCUCCUGAAAGAGGUCCCCAAAGCCAUCCCGCCGGUCACCAAGACCAUCACGGUGCCCGUGGGGGGCAGCCCCAAGAUGAGCAGCAUCAUGCAGAGCAUCGCCAACUCCCUGCCACCCCACAUGUCCCCCGUGAAGAUCACCUUCACCAAGCCCUCCUCCACUCAAACCACCAACACCAACACCCAAAAGGUAAUCAUUGUGACCACCUCACCCAGCUCCACCUUCGUCCCCAACAUCCUCUCCAAAUCCCACAACUACGCAGCCGUCACCAAACUCGUCCCGACGUCGGUGAUCGCGUCCACCACCCAGAAGCAACCCGUGGUCAUUACGGCUUCCCAGUCCUCCCUGGUUAACAACAGCACCAGCCCCACCACAACUGGCCUCACCGCCGGGAGCUGCGCCACGCCUUCUUCCACGCCCAGCACCGUGGCGGUGACCACUGUGGUAUCCUCUACGCCGUCUGUGGUGAUGUCGACAGUGGCUCAGGGUCUGUGCACCUCAGCGAUCAAGGUGGCCGCAGCCCGGCUACCGUCUCCGAAAAGCCUGGUGGGAACGCCCAGCCAGAUCCUCGCACAAUUUCCCAAGCAGCAGCUGACUUCGGCUCCAGCGGCCGCCCCGGCUCUCUCCCAGCCACCCCCAGCUCCCCAGCAGUCUCCUCUGCCCCCCAACAUUAAACCCACCAUCCAGAUCAAGCAAGAAUCAGGUGUCAAAAUCAUCACCCAGCAGGUGCAGCCCAGCAAAAUCCUCCCCAAACCCGUCACGGCGACCCUGCCCAGCAGCAGCAAUUCUCCCAUUAUGGUGGUGAGCAGCAACGGGACCAUCAUGACGACCAAACUGGUCACGGCUCCUGCCGCCCACACUGAUGAAGGACCUGCCAUCUCUCCAUCCUUGCGACUUUGGCUAGGGACCCAAGCGACUUACACCCGUCCGACCGUGAGUCCUUCCAUCGGGGCACGGGUGACGGGCACGCCCGGGGCCGCCACCUACGUGAAAACCACUAGCGGUAGCAUCAUCACGGUGGUCCCCAAAUCGCUCGCCACGCUGGGAGGCAAGAUUAUCAGCAGCAACCUUGUUUCUGGUAAUUCCUUGAUGAAGACCUACUUUCAACAGAAAGGAACCACCACAAAGAUCACCACGAUCCCGGUGACGUCGAAGCCCAACGUCAUCGUCGUGCAGAAAACGGCGGGAAAAGGCACCACCAUUCAAGGACUUCCGGGCAAAAAUGUGGUGACGACGUUGCUGAAUGCAGGAGGAGAGAAAACGAUCCAAGCCGUUCCAGCCGGUGCUAAACCAGCCAUCAUCACUGCCACCCGGCCCAUUACGAAAAUGAUCGUCACGCAGCCGAAAGGAAUCGGCUCCGGCAUCCAGCCGGCGACCAAAAUCAUCCCCACCAAAAUUGUAUACGGACAGCAAGGGAAAACUCAGGUCCUCAUCAAACCCAAGCCGGUGACCUUCCAGGCCACGGUGGUCAGCGAGCAGGCAAGGCAGCUGGUGACAGAGACCCUCCAGCAGGCCUCUCGCGUGGUGGAAACCAGCAACGCUUUCCUGCCAGAGGUGAAGGAAGAGCCCCUGGUCUACACCGACAGCAGUUCCUCUUCGGUUGAGUCCAUCCAAAGUUCCCAAGAUUCCCAGCCCGUGGUCCACGUCAUUGCUUCCCGGAGCCAGGAUUGGUCGGAACAUGAAAUCUCUGUGGAUUCCAGUCCCACCAUCAUCUAUCAAGACGUCUCUGGCGAAGCUCAGUCGGCGACGUCGACCAUUAAAGCCUUGUUGGAGCUCCAGCAGACGACAGUCAAAGAGAAGUUGGAAACCAAGCCUCGCCAGGCUACCAUCGACCUCAGCCAAAUGGCCGUCCCGAUCCAGAUGACCCAGGAGAAGCAGCAUUCUCCCGAAAGUCCGUCAAUUGCCGUGGUUGAAUCCGAGCUGGUGGCAGAAUACAUCACCACUGACUCUGGAAGGCUUCACUGUGUUCCUUCGCAUUCAGAGGAGUAUCUUCAGAACCACAUUGUGAGCCACCGGUCCCAGUCCCACCAGCCAUCCUCCGAGCCCCACCGGACGUUGCUUCAACACGUGGCCCAAUCCCAGACGGCGACGCAAACCUCGGUCGUGGUGAAAUCCAUCCCCACCUCUUCUGCCGGCGCCAUCACGCACAUUAUGCAGCAGGCCUUGAGCAGUCACACGGCUUUCACCAAGCACAGCGAGCAGCUGGGCACCGAGGAAGGGGAAGUAGAAGACACCCUGGACCCGCAGACCGGGCUCUUCUACCGGUCGGCCCUGACCCAGGUGCAAAAACAGCAGAAGCUGAGCCAAGCCCAACUGGAACAAACCCAACUUCAAGUCAAGACCUUGCAGUGCUUCCAAGCCAAGCAGAAGCAGACCAUCCACCUCCAGACGGAGCAGCUGGCCGCCAAGCUGCCCCAGCUGCCCCAACUCUCCAUCCGGCACCAGAAACUCGCUCCCCUCCAGCAAGAUCUGGGCGUCGCCAAGCUGGACUUGCAGCAGGCUGGCGCCCCUUCCAUCACCCGCGAGAGGCAGCUGCCCACUUUGGUCGCCCAACCCCAACAGACUGUGGUUCAGGUGCUGGCGGUCAAAACCACCCAGCAGCUGCCUAAACUUCAGCAGGCUCCCACAGCGCAGAAGAUCUACGUCCAGCCCCACAGCCAGCUGCAGCUCCCUGCUGCGCCCGAGAAGCAGCCCACAAGCCAGGUGCACCAGCCCAUCAUCACCCAAGGAUCUUCUGUUACAAAGAUCACCUUCGAAGGACAUCAGCCCCCCACGGUCUCCAAGGUGACCCCUCCCCUCCCGACGCUGUUUCCCGGCCAGCUGGCCACCAAGACGGCCGUGGCGGACAUUUUGAAGAUGUCCAUGAUGGAGGCCCAGAUCGAGCCGAGCGCCGGAGGCGAUGCUGCACGCAAGACCUGCCCCCCGGCCCGCCCUCCGGGCGAGGCAGACCCGACCCCCACCUCCCUGUUGAAGGCAGCCCCGGGAGGGGCACCCGCAUUGGGAACGGCUUCCGUCUUGCAGCAGGUGAAAACCUUGGACUCGAACUCAAGCCCUCCUGGCACGGGGCUGCCUCUCCAGGAGAGGAAGCUGAACCCCCCGGCUCCCCCCACCGCCAGCCAAUUCAUCCGGAUCCAGAACGUCAUGGCCCCCAAAGCCGAGGAACUGGCGGCUGAAAUCCUGAUCCAGACAAUCCCGCAGUAUUCGGUGGCCUGCCAUUCCACCUCCAACGUGGUAGUCGAGCCCAGCGGCCUUCUGGAGAUGAACAACUUCACCAGUCAACGUCUCGACGAGGAAGACACCGUCAUGGAACAGGACAUGGACAGCAGCAACGAAGACGGGACGGAGCCCAGCCCGAUGCAGAGUUCGGAACAGACCUAGCGCGUUUCGGAGGCUGCGACGCACUUUAAGGCAACCGCCGAAGGCCUGCCUGGCUGUUGGUAUCCCGGAAAGCUCUUAUGUCGGUUGUCAGAAGCACUUUGUCUAUCCGAGGUCUUCGAACAGGCCGACAUCCAGCCUUGUUCCCGGCGACAGUAUUGGCGAGACCGGGAUCGCAAAACGGUUUGGGCAAGCGAGGCCUCACAUCCGGUCUGAGGCAACCUGGCGACAGUAGAAUGUAUUUUCAUUGAAGGCAAGAAAGCAAAAAGGACAUGCAGUGAUUUUUUAAUUAUUAUUAUUAUUAUUAUAUUAUUAUUAUUAUUUCCCAUUAUGGUAUAUUGAAGUUUCGUUUGCUACGACGUUCUGGAUUUUCUAUUGAAAUAUUGUGGUGUUUUUUUAAAAAAAGAAACAAUGGCCACCGAGCGAACCUUCUUUAUUCUCUCCCGAAGCCACAAAACGGAGUUUGCCGGUGAACGCAUUUUCCUCACAACGAGCGAUUUUGUUUUAAAGGCCUCGCUUGUUUCUCUUAAAACCAAUCACAGGGAGCGUUCAGACAUGCUGUUUUACGCAGGGAGGGAGAAGCAGAGAAAAAUGCUGCUUCUCAUUUUUUGGUUUCGAAGUCAAUCUCAAAAUAUUAGCCUUUAAAAUAAAACGGAAAUCAAUUUUGAAAUAUUAGCCUUCAAAACAAAACGGAAGUCGAUUUCAAAAUAUCAUCCUUUAAAACAAAACGGAAGUCGAUUUCAAAAUAUCAUCUUUUAAAACAAGACGGAAGUCGAUUUCAAAAUAUUUAGCCUUUAAAACAAAACACACGGUCCCAAAAAUCUCAAAUUUUGGAUGCCACACUCGAUGCUUGUCUUCCCUUAAUUUUCACAGGUUAUUAUUUUUUUCCCCUCUUUUUAUGAACCACAGAGGAAACUUUUCACAAAGCCCCGUAUUAAACCUGCUUUUAUUUAUCGAGAAUAUUUCAAUUUCCCACUCCUGGUCUGUAUAACAGAGCCAGGACCAGUUCGGUAUCUUUUUAUUUUUAAGCUGUGAAACGAGAAUUGGUCUAACGUUGGAGGACAUCGGACGUCUGAGAUGAGAAUUCGGGUGCGAGCGUAAAGAUUCGGACUCGUCUUUACUUCUUUAAAGGCAUUUUUUUAAAAAAAAAGAAAAGAAAGAAAAACAACCACACAAUUUUUCAUACAAUUGACGCGGGAGACUUUAAAAAUGUACAUUUUGGCCUUUUUAAUAAUUUUGUUUGGACUGUAUUUAAAUCCUUCGAAUGAAUAGUUUUAGUUUGCACAGGAAAUAACAUUGGGAGUUUUACCGCGACUCAAAAGCCCAGGUUAAAAAGAAAACAAGGAAAAACAAAAACGAAAACAAAUCUUAAUAAUGAAGACACCGCUUUUAUACAGAGGUGUGUGUGUGUGUGUGUGUGUGUGUGUGUGUUUAUGUGAGAGGGAGAGCAAGAGAAUGUGUAGCCACACAAAAACUGUACAUAGGAAGUUUUUAUCGCUUUUGUAUAGAUUUCAUUAUAAAUAAGCAUUUUACGA